This is a messenger RNA of Paraglomus brasilianum, 2076 nucleotides long. NCBI's taxonomy places the organism in Eukaryota, Fungi, Glomeromycota, Glomeromycetes, Paraglomerales, Paraglomeraceae. The record is from the annotation of a GenBank genome assembly.
AUGUCUGGUCAUAUGCAGGAACCACGUUCGCUGGCCAGACCAAAAGCCAAAGAACUUUUUACGAAACAAGAACUCGUCGGUCGUGGUGCAUAUGGGGCUGUAUAUAAAGGCAUAAAUAAUGAGACGAAGCAAGUAGUGGCUAUAAAAGUAUUAGAUCUUGACACAGAAGAGGACGAUGUCGCAGAUAUUAGAAAAGAAAUAAAUUUAUUAUCUCAGUUGAAGCAUGGCGAAUCGCAGAAUAUAACCAGAUACUAUGGUAGUUAUCUUCAUGGAACUAAAUUGUGGAUUGUUAUGGAGUAUGCUGCGGGUGGGAGCAUAAGGGCUUUGAUGAAGGCUGGUAAAAUAGAAGAGAGAUAUAUCUGUAUAAUAACUAGGGAAGUGUUGCAAGCAUUAAGUUAUCUUCACAAGUGUAAAAUAAUUCAUAGAGACAUAAAAGCCGCGAACAUUCUGUUGACGGCCGAGGGAAAAGUGCAACUGUGUGAUUUUGGUGUGGCGGGACAAUUAACUGCUACAUCAUCCAAGCGGACAUCUUUUGUUGGUACUCCAUAUUGGAUGGCGCCAGAAGUCAUUAAAGAAGGUGCUGCCUAUGACACAAAGGCUGAUAUAUGGUCGUUGGGUAUUACCGUAUACGAAAUAGCUACAGGAAACCCUCCAUUGGCCGAUCUAAGUGCCAUGAGAGCUAUUCAACUAAUUCCAAAGUCUCCUCCUCCACGGUUGGAAGGUGACUUUUCGAAUCUUAUGAAGGAAUUUGUUGCCGCAUGCCUAAAUGAAGUUCCCGAUGAGCGCAUGACUGCAGACGAUUUGAUCAAGUUGAAGUUUAUUAAAUCGAUUUCGAAGCAACAAACUGGCAUUCUCCGUGAACUUAUCACACGGCAUGAAAGCUGGAGACAAGUUACUGGACAUCGGCAUUCCUUCUCUGAUCCAUUCAAUACGCCGUCAAGUAGUAGUAGUGACUCGUAUGAUCGUGACGAAGAGCAUAAAGAUGAGAAUGACUGGAUAUUUGAUACCGUACGCAGCAAUCAUCGUAGAUCCCAAUCUGCAAGUGCAAUUCAGAAUUUGUCUUCCGAUCCAUUGUCACCGGUAAUAGAAAUAGACGAACACAGCAGUGUACAAGAUGACAAUUCGGAUAUAGACCCAAUGCUUACGGGCGGAAGUGAUCCGGAUAAAACCGUCCUAGCAAGAGAAGCAAAUGCUCGCCACCUGAAUGUGCACCAAAAACCUUUUCUCACACCCACUGCACGACCGCUACCGUUAUUGCAACUGUUUGAUCGAUCAGAAGAGAGUUCACAUACAGUCGAAACAUCAUCUUAUUUCAGCAUAUCUACUUCGAUGCCAUCGAUUAAUUUAUCACCAGACAAUAGCGUUUCAUCUAAAUCUCCAAAGUCCAGGUCUUUUUCGACAUCAGACUCGGCGCCUAAUAAUGAUCAAGGAAGAGCAAUGAGCAUGACAUCUACAAACUCGCAAUCCACAUCCGAAGGUAAAUCUAGCAAUAGGGCAUCUUUAAUAGAAGUGGGUUCGCCGCUAUCAGAGUCACCUCCCAAGAUGCAAGAUGAUAAUGAUAUAUCGAAGCCACCUCUGAUGAGACACACAUAUGAUACCCAGGAGUCUUCCACUUCAGCCGUACUUCGGCACAUUCCGCCUUCGAAGACAGUUCUUAUCCCCAAGCGAGCAAGAUCGGUAACUAAUAUCAUGAAUAGGCCAAACGAUGAUUUGGUGAAUAGAAAUGGUGAUGUUGAUGGUAUGCACAGGUAUAUGCCAUCGCGGCAGCGAAGCACAAGUGUGAGCAAUGUAUCGUUCAGAGAUUCACCGCAUCCUGGGCCGCAUUCUGCAGAAGACGAGAACUCGAAUCGUCAUCUUCUUCCAUCGCCAGUGUCAAAGUUUAUCUCGACAUCUACGCCUCCUUCGAUCUCGCCAACUUCUAUUUUAGAUGCUGGUCCAGAAAUUGAUGCCAUCAGGAUGGAUAAAUAUCGCGGAGUGAACGAAGUGCACGAAGACUUGAAAAAGGCUACGGAUGAUCUUUCACGAUGGCUAGAGGUUUUGGAGAUUGGGAUUUCAACAAUCUUGACUAGAUUUUGA